UAAAAUACUGUCACUCGACCUUUUGUUACUGUAAUAGUUUUAGAGUGGAAGUAAAGUUUGUAUCAACAGUUUUAUAAGAGGAGGAAAAGAAACACUUGUUUGAUAAAUAAAGCUUUCCUUCACAUGACUACAGGCGCAUGCGCAGUUGGUCGUUUGUAACUCGAAGUACUCAAUAAUCUGGGAAGCUGUUUUGCACUGGAACACCUCACAGCUAAAACGAGCUCUAACUACGGUGUACAGUUUUAUAGAGCCUUUUUUAUUCACUGACAGGGUUUCAACAACGAGUAGCGAUGAGCUUCUUCGGGUUUGGACAAAGUGCGGAGAUCGAUAUAGUCCUGAAUGACGCCGAGACGAGAAAGAAAGCUGAGCACAAGAGCGAAGACGGCAGGAAGGACAAGUAUUUUCUGUUUUACGACGGAGAGACGGUGUCUGGGAAAGUCAACGUGACAUUAAAGUACCCGGGGAAGAGGCUGGAGCACAACGGCAUCAAGAUCGAGUUUAUCGGGCAGAUAGAGCUGUACUAUGACAGAGGAAACCACCACGAGUUUGUCUCUCUGGUGAAAGACUUGGCUCGCCCAGGAGAGCUUACACAGUCACAGACGUAUGACUUUGAGUUCACACAUGUCGAGAAACCCUACGAGUCAUACACGGGUCAGAACGUCAAGCUACGCUACUUUUUGAGAGCAACAGUGAGCCGGAGACUGAAUGACAUCAGCAAAGAGCUGGACAUCGUGGUUCACACACUCAGCAGCUACCCUGAACUCAACUCCUCUAUCAAGAUGGAAGUGGGAAUCGAGGACUGUCUACACAUAGAGUUUGAGUACAACAAGUCCAAGUAUCACUUGAAGGAUGUGAUCGUAGGAAAGAUUUACUUUCUGCUGGUGAGGAUUAAGAUCAGACACAUGGAGAUUGACAUCAUAAAGAGAGAGACAACAGGCACAGGGCCAAAUGUCUACCACGAGAACGACACCAUUGCAAAGUAUGAGAUCAUGGAUGGAGCACCUGUCAGAGGAGAGUCGAUCCCCAUCAGGUUGUUUCUAGCUGGCUAUGAGAUGACGCCCACCAUGAGGGACAUCAACAAAAAGUUCUCGGUGCGGUACUACCUCAACCUGGUCCUCAUCGACGAGGAGGAAAGACGCUACUUCAAACAACAGGAGAUCACCCUGUGGAGGAAAGGAGACAUCGUGAGGAAGAGUAUGUCUCACCAAGCAGCCAUCGCCUCUCAGCGCUUUGAGUCCCCCUGCAAUCCUGAGAAGACCCCCAACCAGAACAGUGAAGAGGACAGCUAAAGCCCCGCCCACACUUCACCUGUGUGUAGUGAGCGUGAGAGCGAAACACGGCGCAGAAAUAUCAGCAACUUCUGAAUGUGAAUAUUAUUUGUUUGCAUCGAGAUAGAAUGAGCUGCAGUGUUUUUAAGGAUGAAUGCGUGUGUAUCAGAGAGGCUGUGUGUGUGUGUGUGUGUCUGUUUGUGUGUGUGUGUGUGUGUGUGUGUGUGUGUGUGUGUGUGUGUGUGUGUGUGUGUGUGCGUGUGUGCGUGCUAAAGGAACAAACAGUCAGACCAGGCUCAGACUAAAGUUGACCAAGUGUUUGUUUUACCUACCUUGAAGUACCAGCUGGGUGGAGUUUACCACAUUAUGACUCUUUGUCACAGAGAGACUGCACAGAAUAGUCUUCAAAGUGCUUCGCUUAAAUUUUUGGCAUUUAUUAUUGUACAGUUCAACGUGGCAAACUCCACCCAUUAGUUGCACUCAAAUAUCAUUUGAAAUUACGUUUGACCAAUAUCAUGAAUUCACAUGUGUAUGAAUGUGCAGUUUGUUGCUAAGAUAACUUUUCCUUCAAGCUUCUUUCUUGGCGGGUGGAUAGGUCAGAGCUGUAGUUAUACAGUAAGUUUCUUAAAGAAGUGUUUUAACGAGAGACUGUAACUCAAAGACUGUAGAUAAGAAGUGGAUUCAGAGGUUUGGGAGUCCCCUUGGGCUCCUGUUGUUCCUACUGCCCAGACAUGCAGUGAAAAGGUCUGCGUUUAUCCACAUGCUUAAAACUAUUGACCUCAGGUAUGUGCUACACAGUCACAAGUGCUCCACUGGUUGCCCAUGAGUUUGACAGUAUAUUAUCAACAAUGAUUGGGCUCUGUAAUGUGUCUACCUCCAAACAUCUGAGGUUUGCUGCAAAAAAAAUCUGAUUUCUUUUUUAGGCCAUAUUGCCAAGCCCUAGUUACCAUAUUCAAGCAAGAGAGUGGAGCUGGAAGUUGCAAAGUAUCAGCAAACACUAAGGGGUUGUGGCCUCAGAAAGCACCAAGAAUUGCCCCGCCAUCUAAUCUGCUCCAUCUCAAGGUCUAAUUCACAAAACAGUAGGAUAUUCAAGCGCAAAAAUGCCCACAAAGUCAUCAUGCUCCCUGCCGGCCGCUUGCUCUUGUUUUGGGUCUGAUCGGCAUCUCCACUCUCCACUGAAGCAGGGCUGUGUGCUGUGUCAGUCCACAAACAAAUGAAAGGCAUUGUGGAGAGAGAACACUUCAUACCAGUUUAUUGUGACAUUUGUUCAUGACAACAAAGCUUCCUAGAGCAGUAAAACAGUAUCAUCUCCAUUCUGGCAAACGGCACCAGACGGCCUCCACACAUAUUGAUAUGUGUUCCUGAACAUGCCAGGGUUAAGCCUCUGACAAAACUGAUUUUAUAUAAAUUAUCUGAGGUGCAGCCCAGUUACCACCAUCUAUCAGCAGACGGUAGAAAUUUCCCUCUGACUGUCCACGCUGGUGUUUCUGAAUCAGAUGUUUUUGUGAAAAACAUAUGUAGGAGUAUUUAACCAUUUGAGUGUACUUCAUGGAUUAGACGGAGUGUUUUUGUCUCAUCUGCACAGGUUCAGUGGGCGUAGAAGCUGCACAGUCCUCCUUUGAUUUAGGCCCUCAGCUAUAAGCUAAAACUGGCCCUGGCUUUGUUACCAAAGUACAUCCAUGAUUCAGUUUCAUGUUUUUUUAACAAUCUUUUUAUUGGGUUUUGCUUUUAACAGAGGGCAGAAUCAAGAUUCAUGUAGAAAAAUACAGUAAAUGGAUACAAAAAGACAGCCCCUUGAUCACAAUCCCAUAAGAGGACCACCCAGAGCAAUGAAAAGUAGACUUGACUUAUGUCAGUUGUCAGUAUUUGUGUUUCUAACUGGAGUUAGUUUCAUGUUAAUAUUAUUCAGGAGGAUCAUUUUGGUUGUCAAAAACUCCUUUAAAACAAAAUGUACUUUAAAAGAAAGGAUAGCUGUCUCCUAAGAGAUUGUUAUGGUGAUCUCAAUAUAAUCUGUCUUCCUUUUUACUAGCAGUGGAGUCGCCUCUGUUAGAACAAAAGCAUCACUUUUCAGACCUUAAAAGUAAAAUCCACUUCUUAUAUACAGUCUACAACCUUACUGUAUAUUACAGUCUUCUUACAUUACAUCCCAUAACGUUGUCGUCAUACUGUUCUUAGAAACAGUUUUAUAAAUCUGGUUUAAUUUGAAAAGUUUGUUUAUUUAAAAGAAUCAGUGACUUUUAGGCCAUUAUCAGAACUUCAAUCUGGUCUAAAUGAAGGAAACAUUUACACAUUUGAUGAAACAAUGCUUCAAAUAUUUUUAUACAUUCCAUCAGAAACAAGCGUGACUGUAGAGUAUUUAUUUUUGAAGAAAUCUCAAUUUUUAACCAGCAGUUACGUGUUUGAUGCAUCUUUUGGUUGUAGUGCUGCCACUGCUGCUAAAACAACCGUGGCACAUUCGAGCGCUGUGGGAUUUUCUUCCAUCAAUGUUCCCAUCUGUGAUAGUUUGAAGCCCUGCUUUCUUAUUUGCACUAUGAUCUCAUUCUGCUUCUUCUUGCUCUCAGUGCUGUUCAUGACCUCUCUGGACUCACGGCAGGGUUCAGGAGAGGAGUGAUAUUAGAGUAUAACUUCAUAUCUCCUACAGACAGUAUUACACCUGUGUUUAGUGACAAAUUGACACAAGGCUCUUCUCAUUUCUCUAUUGUGUGUGAGAGGACAGUUGAAGCUUUGUGGAAGAUGCACAGAUGGAUCCUUUUCAUUUUUACUUUUCUGACCAAGUCGUGUGAGCACAUAAAUUGUGAGCUUUGGUCGUGCGUCGGAUUCAUAAUCUGAAACUGCAGAAUUGUGAACCCCUUUGUUCUUGAAGUGAUGAAUGCCGUGUGUAAGAGAAAUGAGAAGAGCUGUAGUCCUGCCUCUUGAUGGCUGCUGUAACUGACUGCCCUUUUUGGUUAGUUAGCUUUGUGCCUAAAGGAUUAUUGCCAAAAUGUGUCAAUGCAAUGGAGAGAACUAUCACCGCCCUUACAUCCAUUUUAGACUGUGCUCACCCGUCUGUCCACUGCAGUCACUUUUAAUGAAAAUAUAAUGGGUUGAUUGUAAAAAGUAGUAUCAAAUGAUGUUAUUGUAAAAAAAAAAAAAAGAAUGUAAGAAAGUCUACUCUGCCCUGUUGUGAACUUCUUUAAAUUCAUAAACCUUAGUUAAAUUUUAAAUACGCAUAAUCCGUAGUUUUGUUGUUUCUAACUCUUCAAAGUAGAUCAUGAGUGCCAUUACUAUUUUAAUUUAAUUCCCUUCCUUUUCUAAAAUCUUCCUCCAUCCAUCCUAACAGAGAGCACACACAUGUACAGAGUGUGCAGCACUGAACCUGAAGCUCUCAGCCUGUCCUCCUUACUUGCUCUAGCUGCAACUUUUUUGCUUGGCAAGUUAACGCUGUGCAGCUUUGCAAACUCUUAUCACUGUGCAUUUAGGCCUUCUUAGGUUGUGUUAUUUUCCUGGCAGGGAGUGAGCUUGAUUAUCAUGAGCUGUUAAAAAUGAUCCACUGUUUCCAGACUGCUGUUCAGGUAACCGCUGAAAUAAGGAGCACAGCUUCCAAACCAGGCAUCAUUUAGACCAGACACUUUGGUUAGUUUCUGUUGAGUGACUCAACCCUUGAGAGGGUAUGGUAUAGUUUCAGAUACCUGAAAUAUCCACACCUUUGUUUUCUUAAAGCUAAUAUAAUAUAAAUAUUCAGUUCUAUAGUAAACUCCACGGGAAAAGAUUAAAUAAAAGAUAAAUCAAUUUGGCAUUGUUUGAUUAAAGACCUCCACUUUAACUGUUUUCUGACCUCAGUUCCCCUUGAACAACUUUCACACUGAAUUUAAAAUGUGGUCUGCAUUACUCUCUUGUUAAAAUCAGUGUCCUUUGUUUUGGCACUUACAUUGAUUCCAUUGAUUCAAUAACACUUCACAAAAAUCUGAUCAAGUAAAAAAGUAACUUUUAAGAGACAUAAAUAACUUUGGAGAACACACUGUUCAUUUUUUUUAUGUUGUUCUGUUAUGUGUCUGUGAUUACAUUGUUCCAGUCCUGGUACACACAGUAGCUGAACUAACAAAGUUUGUAGGCUUAUAGAGCGUAAAGGUGAGCUGGUAGAUGGAAACAAUAAUGAAUUGUACAGUGUAAAUGCACAAUGUAAAUGCUCCUUCUCUUUCAUUUGUUAAUGUCAUAUUUUAAUUUUCUGUCUAUAAAUGUUGAUUUUAAUCAUUUUAUAUUCCUGUUUUAUUUUGAAUUAAAAGGGAGUAACUGAA
This is a messenger RNA of Notolabrus celidotus (New Zealand spotty), 5542 nucleotides long. RefSeq names its product vacuolar protein sorting-associated protein 26B-like. NCBI's taxonomy places the organism in Eukaryota, Metazoa, Chordata, Actinopteri, Labriformes, Labridae. Bases 291 to 1289 code for a protein of 332 amino acids. Gene Ontology annotation, biological process: intracellular protein transport; retrograde transport, endosome to Golgi. The record is from RefSeq and is a predicted model, not a curated record. The transcript has 6 exons. Gene Ontology annotation, cellular component: endosome; retromer complex.